Messenger RNA from Yamadazyma tenuis ATCC 10573, 1182 nucleotides. RefSeq lists its product as uncharacterized. Gene Ontology annotation, cellular component: mitochondrion. The record is from RefSeq and is a predicted model, not a curated record. Gene Ontology annotation, biological process: biosynthetic process; mitochondrial respiratory chain complex I assembly. NCBI's taxonomy places the organism in Eukaryota, Fungi, Ascomycota, Pichiomycetes, Serinales, Debaryomycetaceae.
AUUCUAGCUCACACCGCAAACAUGUUACUUUUCAAACCUCGGUAUUCAAUGGGAGGAAUCCGAUACUUGGGCAUGACUGCUGGAGGUGGUUAUGCUGCAACCCUUGAAAUCGCCCGAGAGGACGUCAAUAAGAUUCUUGAGUCUCAAGAUAGGUCCUCCUAUUUACUUGCUCAGUAUAUGCCCGAACCUACGAGAGAUGCAUUUUUGGCUAUUCGUGCCUUCAAUUUGGAAAUCAAUAAGAUUGCCCCCAAGCAAUCCUCCGGCCCCAGCCCUCUAGGGGUGUCGGCGGUGGACCUCAAGUUCAAGUUCUGGAGUGAUUUGCUCACACGAAUCUUCACCAAUCCCGACUCAGAUACCAACAUUGGGGAGCCCAUAGCAUUUUUAUUGCGAGAUGCCCUCCGCAACAACCUUAACCUCGAGCUCUCAUGCCUCCACCAGUUCCUCCAGAGUCGGCGGCACUUCUUGAACUCUAGUGGGUUUAAUUCCACUGACGAUAUAUGUGCGUACGGGGAAGGAACUUACUCACAGCUUAAUUAUUUGACACAGGGACUUUUACUUUCGCCGGGCAUUUCACCUCUGGCAAUUCUGCUCCUCGAGCACCUGCGCCGUCUCCAAGGCUUAGUGAGUGAUGUGGCGGCACAUAUAGGCCAGGCUACUGCUGUUGCAUCGAUGGUAUUGGGAUCCAAGUACUAUGCGUCCAAGAACUCUGUGACGGUACCGGUUGACGUGAUGACCCGUCAUGACGUGAGCCAAGAACAGUUUCUCCGGUUGGCGCAAGGCCAUGAUCAGGAUAUGGCAGCUACUCGGCAACUGCUCCAAAACUGUUUUUACGAUGUCGCAGUGGUUGCAAAUGACCAUAUUCUUACUGCCCGUCAGAAGCUCCAAGAGAUCCGUGAAGAAACCGCAAAGGUGGUGAAGCUGAACCCUAACGAUAAGCUUCUCCAGAAAAAUCAUCGAAAAUGGAGACAUGGUAUACCUGAUGUAAUCUUCUUACCGUUCAUGGUGUCGAUUCCCACCACUCUUUAUUUGCGUCGGUUGGAGAAAAAUGAUUUUGAUAUAUUUGCACCGGCUAUGGACGCAAAGGAGUGGAGGUUGGCGUGGACUAGCUUCCGUGGGUACUACCAGCGGCGUAUUUAAUGUGAACUAGCCUAUAUUUAUUACAUGUACAUACACCUACACCGC